CAGUUUUAGAACGCUUACGUAGCGACACUAUUCUUGACUUUUCCAACGUUCAGUCAUAGUCGACAAGUUGUCGUCGCCAGAUAAUCAAUUGCUUAGUCUAAGUGUAGUCUUAGUCUAAGUCUACGCGUGUGAUUAAAGUGAUUUAUUCAGUGCAAGAUGUCAAAAGUUAAUAAAAUCUCAGGUUUUACGAGGAUUGAUCGAGAAGAUUGCGAAUUUGAAUGGACAAUUGAAAAUAUCAAAUAUACAGAUUUGAAAGAUGGUGAAAGUUUAGAAUCACCGAUAUUCAGUGCCGAAUGCAACAAAAAAUUUUAUUUCCGAAUGAUCGCUGAAACGACACCAGUAGCAUAUAGACGAAAACUAAAUAGGUAUAUAGUUAUAAAUCUAUAUCUAUAUUGCCAAAACAUAGUGAACAAGGUCAGAUGUGACUAUGACCUAUCCGUUAUUGUGGACGGAAAAAAUUGUCAUUCGGGUACUUCAGGUACGACAAUUAUCGAGACAAAUAAUGCUACUAUAGGCGUACUAUUAAUCAGAGGCAAUCACGACGGGCCAAUGUUUCAAUAUGGAAAUAGUACAACUAUCCAAUGCAAAUUAACAUUAUCCUCUGGAAAUUCAACGUCAUUCCUAGAUCCUAAAUUUAUAGUUGAUGACAAUAAACAGCAGAUACAAAAACUGAAAUUUGACUGGAUAUUUCUCAAGGAAAAUUUAAGCGAUGUCAAGCUAAAAACUGCAUGUGGAAAGGAAAUUCCAGCACAUAGGGUCGUGCUCGCUACUGCCAGUCCAGUAUUCAAAGCCAUGUUUACUCAUGAUAUGAAGGAAAAUCAAAACAAAUUGGUGGAAAUGACGGACGUUAGUCAUGAAGUAGCUGUUGAAAUGCUACAUUAUAUUUACACAGGUAGUGUUGCAAACAGCAAGACUUCCUUGACAAUCAACCUUUUGGCAGCCGCUGAAAAGUAUCAACUCGAAGAGCUAAAAAAUAAGUGCGAACAACAAUUGAGCUCUAUCUUAUCUAUCGAAAAUGCUCUAGAAAUGCUUAAAAUUUCUGAUACAUAUAAUGCGGACUAUCUGAAAAAAAGCGCAGUGGAUUUUGUUAAAUUUGGUAUUAACAAACCAUUAGAAUUUGGUGAAAUAAGCAAUAUGAUUCUUGGUAAAGCGAAAAUGGUUUCAAAAUAAUUUCUUGAAUGUACAAUUUUUCAUUCGUUUAUUGUACUUAUAUUUAUGUAUUAUUGACUUAAACCUGAAAGCACAAUACUUAUUGUAGUUCGGAUCAAAAUUAGUGUAUUUCAAGCAUUAUUUACAUUAUUCAAUUUGAUAACGAUUGAAAAGCAAUUUUAAAUCAUAUAUAAACCAGAAACGACUUAUCGUUCCUAAUGACGAUACAAUGUACAUUCCGUAUGUACAUAAAGACUUAUAUUUCAUUCAUAUUGUAAAAUUUUCAUUUGCAUCAAUUGAAAAUAAUAA
This is a messenger RNA of Trichogramma pretiosum, 1458 nucleotides long. RefSeq names its product speckle-type POZ protein B-like. Gene Ontology annotation, biological process: proteasome-mediated ubiquitin-dependent protein catabolic process; regulation of proteolysis. NCBI's taxonomy places the organism in Eukaryota, Metazoa, Arthropoda, Insecta, Hymenoptera, Trichogrammatidae. The record is from RefSeq and is a predicted model, not a curated record. Gene Ontology annotation, molecular function: ubiquitin protein ligase binding. Gene Ontology annotation, cellular component: nucleus; cytoplasm. The coding region runs from base 157 to 1170 and encodes 337 amino acids. The transcript has a single exon.